Messenger RNA from Cryptomeria japonica (Japanese cedar), 7004 nucleotides. RefSeq names its product 187-kDa microtubule-associated protein AIR9. The transcript has 40 exons. The record is from RefSeq and is a predicted model, not a curated record. Gene Ontology annotation, molecular function: protein binding. NCBI's taxonomy places the organism in Eukaryota, Viridiplantae, Streptophyta, Pinopsida, Cupressales, Cupressaceae. Gene Ontology annotation, cellular component: plasma membrane; plasmodesma. The coding region runs from base 1132 to 6513 and encodes 1793 amino acids.
UAAACCGAAUUACAAUCUGAUAAGCCUAACUACCAGACGCCAGCCAUUCUUCAGCUUUACAGCACAGGGCAUAAUUUUUACUGUAGCCCGGGCAGGCCCAUUUGGCUUAGCGGGGGGUAACGGCGGUCACAUGGUGACCGGGGGCUCAAAUGUCAAAGCUGUUUAGUUGACAGAUCGAUGGAUCUCAGCACAUUCUCACCACAUUCUGCUGCAUUUUGAGCAUUCUCCUCAAAAUAAGCUUCUUUGCAGCUCAAUCGCGGUACUGAACUCUGUGAUAAGUGGGCAGAACUUGUAUUCUGGUUUAUAGGGAGUUUUCUGCAACUUUAAGCAUUCCGGGCUUGCCAUGUCAAAUUUGGUAUUGGAGAAGCAGUAUUUUCAGCAAUCUAUUCUUAAAUCGCAGUAAAGAGCAUCUUUAUUUUGGAUCUCGUCAUUAUGCAGAAAAUUUAAAAUUGUCUUUGACGUCCAGACGGCAUUCCGAUCUGGAAUCGAGCUCCAAAUCGAGAAUUUUGUAACGUUCAUGUCUGUAAAUCAUGAGCUCGAAGCUCCAAAAUUUUACAGCAUAUUUAGGUCAUCUAGCUCCGAGAUAAAGCUGUUGGGCUGCGGUUGCCGUUUCGUGCCUUAAAUCGAGAUAUUAUUGACAUUCAGGCCUGUAAGUCGCAAGUGCAGCCUUGAUAUUUAAAAUCAUUUUUAGCAUCUUGAAACUCAUCAAGCUCCCAGAUAAGUUAUGUUCAGCAUUAUGAUCUGUCGUGGGGUUUAGAGCUUUAAAUCGAGACAUUACCAGCACUGUGCCCUGUGAAUCCUGAGCUUCAGCUCGAGGAGAACUCCAUUUACAGUACUUUUAGUCUCAGCAAGUGCUGAAGCUCAAAUAUUUACAUUAUUGACAGCAUUAAGUUCUGAGAUUCCGUUGGAGUUUGAAGCUCCUGUAAGAUAAAAUCAUUCACGGCACUCUUCGCCUUGAACUUUGGAGCUCAAAUAUUUAGAUUAUUUACAUCAUUUUGACGUUUUGAGCUUCUGUUGUAAUUAGAAGCUCCCAACAUUUGAAGUCUUUUACAGCAUGGAGGACAAUUAAGAGUUUUUGAAAAAUUAUUUCCUGUCAUCUGUUUGGCAUUAAGCACAACUCGGCUCCACAAAAUGGACGAAGAUAAUACUUUAGGUGUUCGUGAAAAUCUCCCAGCAGAAAACGAGGACAAAGAGAAGCAGGACUUAAGUUCUGAUCUGUCCGGUGGAGCCAACACUGUGAAUUCUCCCGCCGCUGGAAAAGCGCGAAAGAUAGCCUCCAAACCCUCAAAUGCUGCCUCAAAAGGCCUGAAAACCAGCAAACCUGUGUCAAAACUCUCCACUCCCUCAAAGACACCGGUCGCAUUGCGAGGAUCCACAGACAAAUCUGUAUCUACAACACCGGGCACACGAUGCUCACCAUCCACAGCAGCCAAAACCAGAAAGAUUGAUAACAAUGGGAAAGUAAUGGAAAACAGCAGCAUUUCAAGCUCAAAAACUGCCGUUGGAUCAAAUUCUGUUAAGAGACGGAAUAGCAUGGGGGCAUCCACACCGGGAAUUGCAGAACGGCGGUCAAGCAUUGCCACUCCUAUUGGUAGUACUACUCCCCGGCAGCGUCUCAUGUCUACUCCCGGAAAGCCAAGUAUGUUAACUGUUGAAACUCGCCGAGCUUCUCUGUCAAAUGUUUCUGCCCGUCCAGUCAUGAGUUCUACUCCCACGGAGCUCAAAAAACCCUCUCUGGGUUCCAAGACUUCUCCUUACACCACUUCUUCAAUAUCUCCAUCAAUUGUUGGGCCCUCGAAGUCUGCAACACCAUCUGCUAGAUCUUUGAAAUCAACAGAAGCUGUUCGUCACACUAAACCCUCUGUUGUUUCCUCUCGUGGCACUGUGUCUCCUAGUUUGUCUGGUGCCACUAAAAAGAAAACCGCUUCUUCAUCUCUGAUAGAAGCUAGGACGCGAACUUCAACCUCUUUAGAUGGAGGAACUAAUGGCUUGAGAAAACCGGCGUCGUCUCUUGUUAGCAGCACAAAGAAUACAUCUUCAUCUAUGUCUACAGAAAGAAUGUCAAGCCUUUCCAAUCGCCGAAAAUCAUUGACUCCAGAAAGUAAGGAUUCUCGGCUCAUCACUCUUCCGCAAGUUGAAGUCAAGGCUGGAGAUGAUGUGAGGUUAGAUUUGCGUGGCCAGAAAGUACGCAGCCUUGACUCCAGCGUGCUCAAUUUAUCCCCAAAUUUAGAGUUUGUUUAUCUGAGGGAUAAUAAGUUGUCAACAUUGGCUGGCAUUGAGAUUCUCAAGAAGGUGAAGGUUUUGGAUCUGAGCUUUAAUGAAUUUAAGGGACCUGGAUUUGAGCCUCUUGGAAAUUGCAAAGGUCUCCAGCAAUUGUAUUUAGCAGGCAAUCAGAUUACCUCACUCACUGGGCUUCCAGAACUUCCAAAUUUAGAGUUUCUUUCAGUUGCACAAAAUAAGUUGAAAUCACUUGCAAUGGCAAAACAGCCUAGACUUCAGGUUUUGGCAGCAAGCAAAAACAAAAUAUCAACUUUGAAAGGCUUUCCAUAUGUGCCUGUGCUUGAGCAUCUGCGUUUGGAGGAAAAUCCUAUUUUAGAGAUGCCUCACCUGGAAGCAGCUGCCAUAUUGCUGGUUGGACCAACUCUCAAGAAGUUUAAUGACAGAGAUCUCUCUGUUGAUGAGCAGAAGCUUGCAAAGCUCUAUCCUCCUCACACUGCUUUAUGCAUUAGAGAUGGCUGGGACUUCUGUGGUCCUGAUGAGGCUGCUGAUUCAACUAUGCAGUUUCUCGUUGAUCAAUGGAGAGAUCACUUACCACCAGGGCAUGUGCUCAAGAAAGCUUCAAUUGAUCAGCCGUUUGAGGAGGAUGCCUGUAGCUGCCAUUUUGUUUUUAUGAAAGAUCGGAGCAUAUAUGAUGAAACUGAAUUGGUUCUAAAAUAUCAGUGGUUUAUUGGAGACAAGACACCAACAAAUUUUGAGAUUAUUGAAGGUGCAGUGACUGAGGUUUAUUGGCCAAAACACGAUGAGAUUGAUAAAUUCUUGAAGGUGGAGUGCACUCCAGUUUUGAGGGGGACUGAGUAUCGACCCAUUUUUGCUGUGUCUUCAGCAAUUGCUACUGGGACUGGAUGUCCAAAAGUGUUGAAUUUGAGAGUAGAGGGUGAACUUAUUGAGGGUAAUUUGAUUAGAGGCUUUGCUGAAGUGGCAUGGUGUGGUGGAACUCCGGGUAAAGGUGUAGCCAGUUGGCUUAGACGCAGAUGGAACAGCAGUCCUGUUGUUAUCGUUGGUGCUGAGGAAGAAGAAUAUCGAUUGACUUUGGAUGAUGUUGAUUCCAGUCUUGUGUUUAUGUAUACACCUGUUACUGAAGAAGGUGCAAAAGGAGAGCCACAGUAUGCCAUGACAGAUUAUGUUAGAGCAGCUUUUCCUUCUGUCACUAAUCUGCAAGUUGUUGGAGAUCUUGUUGAUGGUAAGACAAUUAAAGGUGUUGGGACAUACUUUGGAGGGAAUGAAGGACCAAGCAAGUUUGAAUGGCUACGAGAAGAUAAAGACUCUGGAGAAUUCAUACUUGUGUCAAGAGGAGCUGCAGAAUAUACUUUGACUGAAGAGGAUGUUGGUCGCAGAAUGGUGUUUGUCUAUACCCCUGUCAACUUGGAGGGGCAAGAAGGAACAUCUGCUACUGCCAUUACGGGAAAAGUAUCACAUGCUCCACCAAGGGUCACUCAAUUGCGAAUUGUAGGAGAUGUGAGGGAGGGUAAUAAGGUUGCAAUAAGUGCUAUUGUUCGCGGUGGGGUAGAAGGUGCCAGUAGAGUGCAAUGGUUCAAAACAACUUUUGCUGACCUAGAACCUGAUGAAAGUGGCAUGGAAGCCAUAAGCACAUCAAGAAUUGCUAAGACAUUUCGUAUUCCACUUGCUGCUGUUGGGUACUAUUUACUUGCAAAAUACACUCCUGUGGCUCAAGAUGGUGAAUGUGGUGAACCAGCACUGUUUAUCUCAGACAAGCGAGUGGAAACAUUGCCACCAAGUUUGAACUUCCUUUCUAUUACUGGUGACUUUUCUGAAGGGGAAGUUUUGACAGCCACUUAUGGCUAUAUUGGAGGUCACGAAGGCAAUAGUGAUUACAAUUGGUAUUUGCAUGAGAGUGAGAAUGAACUAGGCACUUUAAUACCUGAAGCAACAGGUCAGCUCCAGUAUCAAAUAACAAAAGAUGCUGUCCAUAAAUUUAUAUCCUUCAAGUGUUUACCUAUUCGGGAUGAUGAUGUCAUUGGAGAAGUACGGACUACCAUGAGCCAUGAGCGUGUCAAACCAGGUUCUCCAAGGAUACUUUCCUUGAAGAUUGUAGGAGAUUGCGUUGAGGGAGCUGAGUUACAUCUUGACAAGAGAUAUUGGGGAGGAGAGGAAGGGGCUUCAAAAUUACAAUGGUUCCUGACUAGCCCAGAUGGAACGCAACAUGAAAUCAAGGGUGCUACUAGCACUUCAUAUACGGCUCGUAAAGAGGAUAUAGAUGGUCUGAUUUGUGUUUCAUGUGAGCCUAUGCGUAUGGAUGGGGCAAGAGGCCCUAUUAUGCUAUCUCAAUGUGUGGGACCUAUCUUACCUGGCCCUCCUUGUUGCGAGUCACUUCAGUUGCAUGGUCAACCUGUAGAAGGAGAAUGCCUUAGCUUUUCAGUAGUUUAUAAAGGAGGGGAGAAAGGUGAUUGUAUUCAUGAGUGGGCUCGGCAGAAUAGUAAUGGAGACUUAAACAAACUAAGCAAUGAUGAGGUUCUGGAGUUGUCAUGUGAAGAUGUUGGCAGUCGCAUUGAGCUUAUUUUUACACCUGUGCGAAAAGAUGGCUCUAUAGGAACAUCUCAAAGGGUUGUAUCUGAUGUCAUUUUGGAUGCGGAGCCAGUGGGCCAUGGCCUCACAAUUCCAGAUUGUUGUGAAGACAAAGAGGUGGUCCCCCAAAAAUCAUAUUAUGGUGGUAGGGAAGGUGGUGGACAAUAUACGUGGUAUCGGAUUUUGCAGGAACUGGAUGAGAAGGAGCUACUGGAUGCAUAUGAUGCAUCUGAGAAUUUUAAUGUUCUUGCAACCUCCAGUUCAUCUGAUAUAGCAGUAAAGAUGAUUUCCCAUGAUAGGACAUAUACUCCAAAGCUGGAAGAUGUGGGCGCUUAUCUGGCAGUGCGUUGGGUACCUUCUAGAAAGGAUGGUAGACUUGGAAGAGCUUUGGUUGCAAGAAGCAGGCUGCCAGUUACACCAGCUCCUCCAUCCGUACGCAAUGUUUGCAUCAAGGAAUCAUCAUCUGGUGUGUAUGUUGGAGAAGGGGAAUAUUAUGGAGGAUUGGAGGGAAGCAGUGAGUUCAGUUGGUAUAGAGAAACUGAAGAUGGAACCAUGUCUGAAAUUCGAGGAGCAACCUCUAAAUGCUAUAAAGCUACAGAUGAUGACUAUACAUGCCGUUUAUUGUUUGGCUAUACACCUGUCCGCUCAGAUGGUGUUGUAGGUGAACUUUGUCUUUCAGAACCUGGCAAUAUCAUCCUUCCAGAGAUACCGAAAGUACAGAAGCUUGUUCUUACAGGGAAGGCGGUAGAGGGAGAGAUAUUGACAGCUGUUGAAGUCAUCCCAAAAGGCGAGUCACAGCAACGCAUUUGGGAGAAGUACAAGAAAGAAGUUAAAUACCAAUGGUCACGUUCUGAAUCUGGAGACACUCAGACAUUUGAACCUUUGCAUUCACAACGCUCAUGCUCAUAUAAAGUUCGUCUAGAGGAUGUUGGGUGUUGGUUGCAAUGUGAUUGUGUUGUAUCAGAUAUAUUUGGCAGGUUUUCUGAGCAUGUCUCAGCCCUCAGUGGCCCUGUUUCAGCAGGCACACCGAGAGUGGAUAAGCUGGAGAUUGAAGGUAGAGGAUAUCAUACAAAUUUAUAUGCUGUUCGAGGCAUUUAUAGUGGAGGAAAGGAGGGUAAAAGUAAAAUUCAGUGGUUGAGAUCCAUGGUUGGAAGUCCGGAUCUUAUUUCUAUCCCUGGUGAAGUAGGUCGCAUGUAUGAGGCAAAUGUAGAUGAUGUUGGAUACAGACUUGUAGCUGUUUAUACUCCUGUCAGGGAGGAUGGUGUAGAAGGAGUUCCUAUUUCAACAUCAACUGAACCUAUUGCUGUCGAGCCCGAAGUUCUAAAAGAGGUUAAGCAGAAGCUGGAUCUUGGGGCAGUUAAGUUUGAGGCUUUACGCGAUAGAGACCGUUCACCAAUGAAGGCACAAAUGCAAGGAUUGGCAAGUUUGGAGAGGCGUAUUCUAGAUGUUAACAGGAAGCGCAUUAAGGUUGUUAAACCUGGAUCAAAGACUUCCUUUCCAAACACAGAGAUUCGUGGCACAUAUGCCCCCCCUUUCCAUGUAGAACUUUUUCGAAAUGAUCAGCAUCGCUUGAAGAUUGUAAUUGACAGCGAGAACGAAGUGGAUUUGAUGGUACAAACGAGACACUUGCGUGACAUAAUAGUUCUUGUCAUUAGAGGACUGGCGCAGAGGUUCAACAGCACUUCUUUGAACUCGCUUCUCAAGAUGUAACACACAGUUGCACACUUUAUAUUAUCUGUUAUCAUCAAGAACUACUGUAUAUUAAUGGGGUUUUCACCCGAGGAUUAUCUCAUGUUCCUGCCUGUCGAGAAAUAUUUUGAAGAAGAGUUAUGUUGUAAUUAGUGUACCCAUAGAAUGGAUGGUGUUAAAUAAUGUAGUAGGUUAUUGUAUCAGAGGAUUUUCUGCUGAUUGCAUACAGGAUGUUCUGUUGUAAAUUAUCUUUCUCAGGUUGUCCUGAAAAAUAUCCCCAGUAUUUGUAUUAUUCAAUCCUGAGUAAAAUAUCUCCUUGUUUGUAGCUAUUGAGAGAGUUGUAUAGACUAAAGUCAUACAAAAAAUUUGUUUUACUUGCGCAAGGCAAAAAAGAACUUAUUUCUCUGUGAAAGACUAUAACGAAGAUCCCUACUCGUGCAAAAUCCCUUGCUAUCAGUGCAAGGUGAUCUGUUUAAUAGUUUGGUAUUUUAUCUGAAUUUUGCAUUUGCCAU